Molecule: messenger RNA, 660 nt
Organism: Elephantulus edwardii (Cape elephant shrew)
Lineage: Eukaryota; Metazoa; Chordata; Mammalia; Macroscelidea; Macroscelididae
Product: mucosal pentraxin-like
Exons: 2
Coding region: 1-660 (219 amino acids)
Biological process (GO): innate immune response
Molecular function (GO): complement component C1q complex binding
Source: RefSeq, a predicted model, not a curated record
AUGGAGAAGCUUCUUCUGGAUGUGUUGUUUCUCGCCAUUCUCUCAGGAGGUGUGACACAUUCAGACUUGAGAGGAAAAGUGUUUAUUUUCCCUCAAGAAUCAAAAACAGCGUAUGUGUCCCUGAUCCCACUGGUGAAGAAGCCUUUGCAGAACUUCACAUUGUGCUUGAAGACCUUCACAGACCUCACUCGUACUUACAGCCUCUUCUCCUACAGCACUCAGUCCCAGGCAAAUGAGCUGCUUCUCUUUGUGAAUAAAAUGGGAGAGUACCUCCUGUCCAUUGGAAAUUCUGGGGUUACUUUCAAGGCACCGCAGUCACCUUAUGCCCCAAUCCAUGUCUGUACCAGCUGGGAGUCUGCCUCAGGGAUUGCUGAAUUCUGGGUCAACAGGAAACUGGUGGGGAGGAAGGGCGUGAGGAAGGGAUACGUUAUAGGGUCAGAGGCAAAGAUCAUCUUGGGACAAGAGCAGGAUUCCUUUGGAGGAACAUUUGACAUAAACCAAUCUUUGGUUGGGGAGAUAUGGGAUGUGUCUUUGUGGGACCAUGUGCUCCCCCUAAAGGAUAUGUGUGACACAUGUCAUAGUGGCAACCUGCUAAAUUGGCAGACCCUGCAUUAUAAAGACCAUGGCUAUGUGGUGAUUAAAACCAAGGUGUGGAUUUGA